AUGCACUGCAAAACUUCCAAAAUAACUUACCUGCUAAGUCUUAAGAGUGAAGAAGUUCGAGUUCCUACUGUACAACCGAGGCAUUGUACGUGGCCCAAAGUCCCAGAAAUGGAGUCAACUAAUGGCCGAGACCAUUGGUCCAAAGAAGACGUUGUGACAUUACUGGAUUGCAUGGAGGAUAAUCUCCCAUCCCAUGACAACCACACAUUCAAAACAACACAGUCAUAUAUGGACUGGGAAAAAGUAGCCUUUAAAGAUCAUUCUGGAGAAAGGUGCAAACUCAAGUGGUUAGAGAUUUCUUACAACAUAAGAAAGGUUCGCACUUUGACAGAAUUAGUCCUGGAAGCUAAGGAACGUGUUAAUAAUCUCCACAAAAGCAAAAAGUGCAGGAAACAUCCGGACUUGCCCAAGAAGCCAAUGACUGCUUACUUCCGCUUCUUCAAGGAGAAGAGGCCCCAGUAUGCUCAAAAACACCCUGGGCUGAACAACAAAGAGCUGACCAAGGUCCUGUCUGAGGAAUACAAGAAGCUCCCAGAGCAGGUGAAGCUGAAGUAUAUUCAAGAUUUCCAGAAGGAGAAACAGGAGUUUGAGGAGAAACUGGCUCAAUUCAGAAAGAAGCACCCUGAUCUAGUCCAGAAUUCCAAAAACUCUGUCGUCCCCAUGAGAAGACCAACCAGAGCCCAGAAGAAAUUUCAGAGGAAUGUGAGAGAAGUGAAGUCUCCCACAGAAAGCUAUUUUUCCAUGAGGAUGAAAUUCAAUGGAGAGCCCAGGAAGCCCCCCAUGAAUGAAUACCACAAGUUCCAGCAGGACUUGUGGGAGAGUAGGGAGCUGCAGGACCUGCCGCUGAGGGAGCGCAUGGUGGAGAUUGGCAGACGCUGGCAGCGCAUCCCCUGGAGCCAGAAAGAGCAUUAUAAGAGGCAGGCUGAGGAGCUGCAGAAACAGUACAAGGUGGACCUGGAUCGCUGGCUCAGGAGUCUGUCUCCCGAAGAAUAUGCUGCGUACAGAGAGAGAACCUACACAAAGUAUAAGAAUAUGAACAUGAAUGGAGGCCCGGAUCCCGAUAUGAGCCCGACAGAUGUGCAGUCUCCAUCAGCAAGGAGCCUGCAAGCAGGGCUUGGACAGGAGCAGGGGCUUCAGGCUCCAGAGAUAGAAUCAUCAAAGGCUGUUGGUGGCCAUUCUCAUGCCCCUUGGGGAUCAGAAGAAAAUCAGGAAGAUGGCAGACAGGUAGGAGGCAGUAGCUCCUCGUGCUCCAGCAGUGCAGAUGAAGAUGAAGACUGUGAGUCUGAGGACAGCAGCUCCAGCUCAUCUUCCUCAGGGGACACCUCUGACUCAGACUCCAGCUGA
This is a messenger RNA of Pteropus alecto (black flying fox), 1344 nucleotides long. RefSeq names its product upstream binding transcription factor like 1 (gene UBTFL1). The coding region runs from base 1 to 1344 and encodes 447 amino acids. The record is from RefSeq and is a predicted model, not a curated record. The transcript has a single exon. NCBI's taxonomy places the organism in Eukaryota, Metazoa, Chordata, Mammalia, Chiroptera, Pteropodidae.